Messenger RNA from Orcinus orca (killer whale), 918 nucleotides. RefSeq names its product calcitonin related polypeptide beta (gene CALCB). The record is from RefSeq and is a predicted model, not a curated record. NCBI's taxonomy places the organism in Eukaryota, Metazoa, Chordata, Mammalia, Artiodactyla, Delphinidae. Gene Ontology annotation, molecular function: calcitonin receptor binding; hormone activity. The transcript has 5 exons. Gene Ontology annotation, cellular component: extracellular region. The coding region runs from base 55 to 432 and encodes 125 amino acids.
UCCGGGUGGACCCGCAUCUCGCGCUCUCCUGAAACUCGAAUCGCCAGAGGCAUCAUGGGCUUCGGGAAGUCCUCCCCCUUCCUGGCUUUCAGCAUCUUGGUCCUGUGCCAGGCAGGCAGUCUCGAGGCAACACCACUCAGGUCUGCUUUGGAGACCCUCCCAGAUCCCGGGGCACUCAGUGAGAAGGAAGGGCGCCUCCUGCUGGCUGCACUGGUGAAGGCCUAUGUGCAGAGCAAGACCAAUGAGCUGGAGCAGGAGACGGAGGACUCCAGCAUCACUGCCCAGAAGAGGUCCUGCAACACCGCCACCUGUGUGACCCAUCGGCUGGCAGGCUUGCUGAGCAGAUCUGGGGGUGUGGUGAAGAGCAACUUCGUGCCCACCGAUGUGGGGUCUGAAGCCUUUGGCCGGCGCCGCAGGGACCUUCAGGCCUGAGCAGUGCAAUGACUCUGGGAAGAAGGUUACCAGGAAGCUGAACUCACCACUUCUAUUAAUUUCUGUUGACAACAACUUGGUGAGGAGGCCCCAAGGAAGAUAUACAUGUUUGCAUCCUAAUAGAUAUCAAAAAAAAAGCACCUUUGUCACUUGAAAGGAAUGAAACUGAAUGCAAAAUAAGCUAAUUCCAUAUUUCUUGUGCAUCUUUUUUAUAUUUGAUUCUUUGUGCAGUAAAUGUGAUGGCAUCUCUCAUUAGCUUAUCUGGUAGCAAAUUGGUUCUUUGAAAGCUGUCCUGUUGUCCAUGGCAGCUCCACCGAAUCUUAGGGGGACAUUAAAUCACUGCCUCUAUGGCCUCUGGGGACACAUGGUAAUGGUGAUGCUAUGCUUUAUUGUCUAAGAACAUGGUUGUAUAAUUUGUUUAAAGAAAUGUCAAUAUUGUGCCAUUUGUGAACUUCAUUAAGAUUAAAGACAUAUUUUGGAUACACU